AUGUCUGAUAACAAAGUUAUCACCGCAAUCGAAAUUGUUUAUCCGUCAUCACAAUAUUAUUGGGUAUAUGGUAGUUCUCAAUAUGUUAUGUGGACUACUAAUUCAACGGAUCCCUCAUCUUUCAACAUUUAUUUGAGAAAUAAUGAUUUACCUCAGUUAGCAAUUGGAAGUGGUCUUGCUCUUGCAAACACCGUUCCUACUAGUCUUCAAAAAACAAAUAUUACCCUUUCCGAUAAUUACGGUAAAGAGACAGUUUAUACUCCACCAUCAACCCCUACUCCUGCCCCUGAAGCUACUCCAACUAAAUCUGCUGCCGGAACAUCAUCUCCUUGUAAAAUAGCUUCAGGGGCAGGAGUAGGGGUUGAUG
Molecule: messenger RNA, 367 nt
Organism: Racocetra fulgida
Lineage: Eukaryota; Fungi; Glomeromycota; Glomeromycetes; Diversisporales; Gigasporaceae
Source: the annotation of a GenBank genome assembly